Sphaerulina musiva SO2202 is the source of this 1887-nucleotide messenger RNA. Its product is annotated as L-lactate dehydrogenase. Gene Ontology annotation, molecular function: L-lactate dehydrogenase (cytochrome) activity; heme binding. Lineage: Eukaryota; Fungi; Ascomycota; Dothideomycetes; Mycosphaerellales; Mycosphaerellaceae. The transcript has 3 exons. Bases 175 to 1695 code for a protein of 506 amino acids. The record is from RefSeq and is a predicted model, not a curated record. Gene Ontology annotation, biological process: lactate metabolic process.
GCGCAUUGACAAGCCGCUCCAGAGCUUGGGGUCGCCCGCUAUUAAGAUCGAGUGGAGUGUACCUCCGUAGCACUUACGAGUGUGAUAUAGAUUCCUCCUUCUCCUUCGUCCUCUACAUCUUCAUCAUACACCUAUAGAUCAUUGCGGCCAUUACUACACAACAGCAUAGACACGAUGAACCGCGAUAGCAAUGACACCCAGAGUGUGAAGCUCUCCGGCGAAGAGAUCGCAAAGCACAACAGCCGGGAAUCUUGCUGGGUGAUAGUCCAUGGCAAGGCGUACGAUGUCACAGAGUUCCUACCCGAACAUCCCGGUGGCCCCAAGAUCAUUCUCAAGUAUGCCGGCAAGGACGCCACAGAAGAAUACGAGCCUAUUCACCCUCCAGAUACCCUCGACAAGUUCUUGGAUAAGAGCAAGCAUUUGGGAGAAGUGGACAUGUCAACAGUAGAGAAGGAGGAGAAGGAAGAUGACCCAGAAGAGAUUGAACGACAAGAACGGAUCAAGCACAUGCCCAUCUUGGAACAAUGCUACAACUUGAUGGACUUCGAAGCGGUGGCACGACGAGUCAUGAAGAAGACAGCAUGGGCAUACUACUCAAGUGGUGCCGAUGAUGAGAUUACUAUGCGAGAAAACCAUUCUGCCUUCCACAAGAUCUGGUUCCGUCCUCGCAUCCUCCAAAACGUCGAGUCCAUUGACCUCUCCACCACAAUGUUAGGCACGAAAGUCUCCAUCCCAUUCUACGUGACCGCCACUGCCCUUGGAAAGCUCGGAAACCCCGAAGGAGAAGUCGUAUUGACUCGCGGUGCACACAAGCACAAUGUGAUUCAGAUGAUUCCCACAUUGGCGUCUUGCAGUUUCGACGAAAUCGUUGAUGCGAAACGGGAUAACCAAGUCCAGUGGCUUCAACUCUACGUCAACAAAGAUCGAGAAAUCACCAAGAGAAUUAUCCAACAUGCUGAGAAAAGAGGAUGCAAAGGAUUGUUUAUCACAGUUGAUGCGCCACAAUUGGGUCGUCGAGAAAAGGAUAUGAGGAGUAAGUUUUCGGAUACGGGAUCCAAUGUGCAAGCCACGGGAGGCGACAAUGUGGAUCGAUCACAAGGUGCUGCCAGAGCAAUCUCAUCCUUCAUCGAUCCCAGUCUGUCUUGGGAAGAUAUCCCUUGGUUCUUAGAGGUGACGAAGAUGCCGAUCAUUUUGAAGGGUGUACAACGUGUGGAAGAUGUCAUCAGGGCGAUAUCCGUGGGUGUGCACGGUGUGGUACUCUCGAAUCAUGGAGGUCGACAACUGGAUUUUGCCAGGAGUGGCGUUGAGGUUCUUGCGGAGGUGAUGCCAGAGCUCCGACGACUGGGUCUGGAGAACAAGAUUGAAAUCUACAUUGAUGGUGGCAUUCGUCGCGCGACCGACAUUAUCAAGGCACUCUGUUUGGGAGCCAAGGGAGUCGGGAUCGGAAGACCUUUCCUCUUUGCCAUGAGUGCGUAUGGUCUGCCAGGUGUGGACCGGGCUAUGCAGCUACUGAAGGAUGAGAUGGAGAUGAACAUGCGGCUGAUUGGAGCUACGACUGUGGACGAAUUGACGCCCGACAUGAUUGAUACGAGAGGCUUGAGUAUGCAUACUGCGAGUGUUCCCGGCGAUACGCUCAGUUUGUCUGCAUACGAUCACUUGGUUGGACCGGUUUGGAAGAGCGGGGCGAAGUUGUAGAGCGGCGGAUAUAUGAGCUGCUCCACGAUCAUGCUCGGCAGUCUGUUUGGGAGGGAGACCGCAUUGUUAGAAGACGGCGGGUCGUGUCAUGUGGACGAGAACGCAUUGUAUCUGCUCAAAUCAGUAGUUUCCCUUGUAGAAGUAUUGGUAGCGACACGCUGCUGUGCAUGAGUUAUUGAUUGUGUCAAGACC